AAUUACAAUACGAUCAACACACAACUUUGAGCUGCUUUCCGUUUUCACAGUCCAACCGUAAACGUUUGCUACAAAUUUUUGUAAUCCAGAAAUAAUUUUCAUCACAAGAUGAACAUUAACUACGCACAAGGAAUAGUAUUUUUUAUAGUUCUUGCAUGUGCAUUACACACAAACUACACAAAAGCUGAAAAAUCAUUAUCGAAAUCCGAUCUCCAAUUAGAAAAAACUAUUUCCGACUUCGAAAGCAAAAAUAAUAAUAAUUCUUCAAAAAACAAAAAAAACAAUGGUUUAGUUGAAAAUAUGUUAUUAAAUAUUGCCACUAUAAUCCAAGGUUGUAUAGAUGAAAGAACCAUGAAUAAUAAAACAUUUAAAAAAAAACUAGACAAAUUAUAUGAGAAUACUGUAACGAAUAAAAUACAAAAAUUAAUAACAAAAUACUCGGCUAAAGUAAUGAAGAUUAAAAAACAAUACGAGCAAGACAUUGAAUUAUUGAAGACAAUGAAAAGUGAUAAAAAAAGCAAAAACGGAAAAAUUAAAAAUAAACCAUCAAAAAUUAAAUCAAUUAAAUAAUAAUCAUGAACGCAGUGUGACUAAAUAUUCCGUUACAAUAAUAUAUUAAUUUAUUGAACUACCUAUUCUACUAUCAGCAAAUUCAAAUUAUGUCAAAAAUUUAUAUGAGGUACCUAUAGAAUAUUUUAUUAAAUAAAAGACAA
Molecule: messenger RNA, 713 nt
Organism: Melanaphis sacchari
Lineage: Eukaryota; Metazoa; Arthropoda; Insecta; Hemiptera; Aphididae
Exons: 4
Coding region: 109-570 (153 amino acids)
Source: RefSeq, a predicted model, not a curated record